Saccharomycopsis crataegensis is the source of this 1938-nucleotide messenger RNA. RefSeq lists its product as uncharacterized. NCBI's taxonomy places the organism in Eukaryota, Fungi, Ascomycota, Saccharomycetes, Ascoideales, Saccharomycopsidaceae. Bases 1 to 1938 code for a protein of 645 amino acids. The transcript has a single exon. The record is from RefSeq and is a predicted model, not a curated record.
AUGCUUUUCUCCGUUUAUUUAUUCUUUGUGACAUUUGUUUGUUCUGUGCUUGCGUAUGAAGAUUGCGAGUACGAUAACCUAGAUUGUUUCCUGAAACCGUACGUUAAUAUUUUCCAAUGGAAAUAUAAUCUAAAAUUACCAUUUAGACAAGAAGAUUUUGGAACGCCUUCUUUUUUCGGUGUUGAAUCUUUUAACAAGCUGAUGGUUCUACAAAACAGAACGAUAGUGGCUUUUAGAGCGUAUUUUUGGGCUUAUGGUGGUGGAAGCUAUACGUUCAAAAUGAAUGCUGCUGAUGAUGAUGUUUCGAUGUGGGGCUUUCUUGGUGCAGAGAAUGCCUUCAAUUGUGGUGACAUGUACGAACCUAUUGUUGGCUCAAUGCCCGGAGUAGGUGCCUCCACCGUAACUUUUAUCAGCGGUACUGGCUCUCAAAGUUACACGACUACUUUGAAUUCUUCCUUGUAUCCAUUUCUUUUAAAAUUUCAGAAUAAGAAUACUGAAAAGAACCUCACUUUUUCGUUUGAUAUCUUGCGGGAUGGUGAGUCCGUGUUGUCCGAUUUACUCGUUCCGACUGUGAAUGAAGAAGAGUGUGAUUCCAAUUUGACUACCACAUCUAGUACUACUACUACUCUGACCACUUCUACAUCAUCUGAACCUACUACCACUACCACUCUGACUACUUCUACAUCAUCUGAACCUACUACCACUACCACUCUGACUACUUCUACAUCAUCUGAACCUACUACCACUACCACUCUGACUACUUCUACAUCAUCUGAACCUACUACCACUACCACUCUGACUACUUCUACAUCAUCUGAACCUACUACCACUACCACUCUGACUACUUCUACAUCAUCUGAACCUACUACCACUACCACUCUGACUACUUCUACAUCAUCUGAACCUACUACCACUACCGCUCUGACUACUUCUACAUCUUCCAUACCACCUCCUACAAAUCUGACCAUUUCGUCAUUGCCUACGCCACCUCCUACAAAUCUGACCACUUCGUCAUUGCCUACACCACCUCCUACAAAUCUGACCACUUCGUCAUUGCCUACACCACCUCCUACAAAUCUGACCACUUCGUCAUUGCCUACACCACCUCCUACAAAUCUGACCACCUCAACAUCUUCCAUACCACCCCCUACAAAUCUGACCACUUCGUCAUUGCCUACACCACCUCCUACAAAUCUGACUACAUGGUCGUUGCCUACACCAUCUGGACCACCUGAAGACCCUGAUGUAUCCACUACUUCAAGCCCAACCACUUCAGCUCCACCUUCCACAGACCUGACUACUACAGUUCCGACUACCUCAAGCCCAACCACUUCAGCUCCACCUUCCACAGACCUGACUACUACAGUUCCGACUACCUCAAGCCCAACCACUUCAGCUCCACCUUCCACAGACCUGACUACUACAGUUCCGACUACUUCAAGCCCAACCACUUCAGCUCCACCUUCCACAGACUCGACUACUACAGUUCCGACUACUUCAAGCCCAACCACUUCAGCUCCACCUUCCACAGACCUGACUACUACAGUUCCGACUACCUCAAGCCCAACCACUUCAGCUCCACCUUCCACAGACCUGACUACUACAGUUCCGACUACCUCAAGCCCAACCACUUCAGCUCCACCUUCCACAGACCUGACUACUACAGUUCCGACUACUUCAAGCCCAACCACUUCAGCUCCACCUUCCACAGACUCGACUACUUCAGACCUGACACCUAGUUCUCCUGUGUCUCCUACCUUCCCAACAACAUCAACGACUUCUAGCUUCUCGACCGCAAGUACCACCCCAUUAGAGCCAACUUGGAGCCUGUCUACUACCCCUCCAAUUGACGAUGAGUUCUUUAAUGGUGGAUGUGUCAUUUAUUGCUCCAGAGUUUUAUCAAUAGUGUCAGGCUUAAUAGGUUAUUUUGUCUUAUAA